AUGCAAUCCAAGCGGGAAUGUGAGCUGUGGUGUGAGCGGGUGAAUCCGGAGAACAAGGCGGCGCUGGAGGCGUGGGUCAGAGAAACAGGCAUCCGACUGGUGCAGGUGAACGGGCAGAGGAAGUAUGGCGGGCCACCCCCAGGCUGGGUGGGCAGCCCGCCGCCUGCUGGAUCAGAAGUGUUCAUCGGGCGGCUGCCCCAAGACGUGUACGAGCACCAGCUGAUCCCACUGUUCCAGCGAGUGGGCCGCCUGUACGAGUUCCGCCUGAUGAUGACCUUCAGCGGCCUGAACCGCGGCUUCGCCUAUGCCCGCUACAGCUCGCGGCGUGGGGCACAGGCCGCUAUCGCCACACUGCACAACCAUUUGCUGCGGCCUUCCUGCCCGCUACUUGUGUGCCGCAGCACCGAGAAGUGUGAGCUGAGUGUGGACGGGCUGCCACCGGAUCUGACCCAUCGCGCUCUCCUCCUUGCUCUGCAGCCACUGAGUUCCAACCUGCAGGAAGCGCUGCUGCUGCCCAGCCGUGGGCCCGAGCCCAAGCAGAUGGCUCUGCUCAAGUUCGGCUCACACCGCGCCGCUGCCAUGGCCAAAAAGGCCCUGGUGGAAGGACAGUCAUGCCUCUGUGGGGAACAAGUGACUGUGGAGUGGCUUAAACCAGACCUGAAGCAGCGACUCCGCCAGCAGCUCAUGGGCUCUUCACUGCAGUGCCUACAGCCAGAGGGCAGCCGAUUGGCCCUAGCCAGGGACAAGCAAGGUCCCCGAGGAGCUCGGGUUGCCCUACAGCUGCUGUGCCAGCGAAUGAAGCUGGGCAGUCCUGUGUUCCUCACCAAGUGUUUAGGCAUGGGCCCUGCUGGUUGGCACCGUUUCUGGUACCAGGUGGUGAUCCCUGGGCAUCCAGUGCCCUUCAGUGGCCUUAUCUGGGUUGUGCUGGCCCCAGAUGGGCAGGAUGGGCACCAGGUAGCCAAAGAUGCUGUGUCUGCACGGCUGCUGGAGGCGUUGAGUGAGUGUGGGGCCAGUCUUCUGUUCUCUGCUGGGGCUGAGGCAGGUACCAUGGUUAAGCAGUGA
Messenger RNA from Chrysochloris asiatica (Cape golden mole), 1062 nucleotides. It is a transcript of the gene DND1, whose product is annotated as DND microRNA-mediated repression inhibitor 1. Gene Ontology annotation, molecular function: mRNA binding. The record is from RefSeq and is a predicted model, not a curated record. Gene Ontology annotation, cellular component: nucleus; cytoplasm. Lineage: Eukaryota; Metazoa; Chordata; Mammalia; Afrosoricida; Chrysochloridae. Bases 1 to 1062 code for a protein of 353 amino acids. Gene Ontology annotation, biological process: germ cell development; mRNA stabilization; negative regulation of miRNA-mediated gene silencing. The transcript is spliced from 4 exons.